Messenger RNA from Asparagus officinalis (garden asparagus), 949 nucleotides. RefSeq names its product glutathione S-transferase U10-like. Gene Ontology annotation, molecular function: glutathione transferase activity. Gene Ontology annotation, cellular component: cytoplasm. Gene Ontology annotation, biological process: glutathione metabolic process. Lineage: Eukaryota; Viridiplantae; Streptophyta; Magnoliopsida; Asparagales; Asparagaceae. The coding region runs from base 87 to 776 and encodes 229 amino acids. The record is from RefSeq and is a predicted model, not a curated record. The transcript has 2 exons.
CCCAAGCUCACAAACAAGACUACACAACUCUUUAAAUACUUCAGAUUGGAAACCAACUUCAGAGCGGAAGCCAAUAUUUCUUAAGUAUGCAGACAGAAGCCAAGGAGGAGGUGAAGUUGCAUGGAUUUUGGGCCAGUUCAGAUUGCGCUAUGGUUCGUCACGCACUCAAACUCAAGGGUGUGGCCUACGAUUAUGUGGAGGUCGAUAUCGACAUCAGGAGCGACUCCCUCGUUCGGGUCUAUGAAAAUGUCCCGGUCCUUGUUGUGGAUGGACAAUCUGUAACCAAUCCCUUGGUAAUCUUUGAGUUCAUCGAAGACAACUGGAAGUAUCCCGCUCUUUUCCCAGAGGAUCCUUACAUGAAAUCUCGAGUCAGAUUUUGGGCUGGUUUCUUCUACAAAAAGUUAAUGCCGACUAGUUUUGCCAUCAUGUUUUCAGAGGGAGAGGCACAGGAGAAGGCAACUGAAGAGUUCAUAGAGCACAUGAGGACGAUGGAGGAUGGAAUUGCUGUGGACUUUGCAAACGGAGGGCCAUUUAUCAACGGCAAAGAACCCGGGCUGCUGGAUGUGGUGAUGGGCUCUUGCUCAAAUGGGCUCAAGGCCCUUGGAGCCGUUCCUGGUGUGCAGAUGCUUGAUAAGGAGAGGAUGCCGGUUCUGUCGUCGGCGAUAGAGGCCUUCAUCGGCUUAGAGACGAGCACGGUGAUACCGUACGAUGAGCUGCUGGAGCUGCACUGGGUCCUUCGAGAGAUUGGCUUGGCAACGGCCUCGUCGAAAGCUUGAAAUAAUUAGAGACGUACUACUUCAAGAAAUAAUUAGAGACGUACUACUUCGAUUCUGUAUGCAUGUGAAAAUAAAUGAGUUGUCUUAAUGUCUUCUUAAUUACUGAAUAAAAACUUUACACUCCAUCAUAAUUUCUUCUUUAUUGCUGAAUAAAAACUUUGCACUCCACCGAU